AAUUCUGACGUCACUUCCUGCAGCUUCCUCUUCCUGAGGAGAUCCACUGGACGCCUGGCGACAGCAAACUUCACGACAUGUCGGCGGAGGAAGUGGCCAAUCAGCUGGUGGUGUUCGACUGGGAACUUUUCAGCUGCGUUCACGAGGUGGAGUUCAUCUGUUACGUAUUUCACGGCGAGCAGUCCCGCUGGCGCCCCCUGAACCUGGAGCUGGUACUGCAGCGCUGCAGCGAGGUGCAGCACUGGGUCGCCACGGAGAUCCUGCAAUGCCAAUCGCUGCCGAAGAGGAUCCAGCUGCUGCGCAAGUUCAUCAAGAUCGCAGCGCUCUGUAAACAGCAGCAGGACCUGCUGUCCUUCCUGGCGGUGGUUCUGGGUCUGGACAACCCGGCUGUCAGCAGACUGCGGCUCACCUGGGAGGGUCUUCCGGGGAAGUUCAGGAAGCAGUUCCAGCAGUUCGAAAGCAUCGCUGACCCGUCCAGGAACCACAAGUCCUACAGGGACCUGAUCACCAGCCUGAGACCCCCGCUGAUCCCGUUCACCCCGCUGCUGCUGAAAGGUGACCAGAACCGGAGCAGAACUCAGAGAACUGAUGGGUUUUACUGAUUUUAACAGUUCUUC
Molecule: messenger RNA, 617 nt
Organism: Poecilia reticulata (guppy)
Lineage: Eukaryota; Metazoa; Chordata; Actinopteri; Cyprinodontiformes; Poeciliidae
Source: RefSeq, a predicted model, not a curated record